This is a messenger RNA of Cavia porcellus (domestic guinea pig), 5616 nucleotides long. It is a transcript of the gene Rassf4, whose product is annotated as Ras association domain family member 4. Lineage: Eukaryota; Metazoa; Chordata; Mammalia; Rodentia; Caviidae. The transcript has 12 exons. Bases 523 to 1488 code for a protein of 321 amino acids. Gene Ontology annotation, biological process: signal transduction. The record is from RefSeq and is a predicted model, not a curated record.
GGCGGGCAGCGGGCUGUGCUCAGCUCCUGCAGGCUCUACUGAGCGCGGGCGCGGCGGGCAGAGUUGCGCGGAGGGCGUGAUGCCUGCACGGGAGGAGCUGGAGGCCAGCAAGGAAGGACAGGACUUAGCACCCGGCAUCACCUGGUGCUCCGGGGACUGCGGACUGGGCUCCAUCAUGUGACACCCUCCUGCUGCCAAGUGGAACAGGCCAUUUAACCCGAAUUGCAAAGUCCACAUUUGAACAAGCACUUCGGAAGCUGGGAAGGUGUCAGACCCACAGGGUUAGAGCUGUCAUCACACCUGCAGGAAGGUGAAGGCUCAGAAGAGAAGGCCUGCGACCACGUGGAACCUCAUGGACCAGUGGCUGCCAGCCCGGAGUCCUCCGGGAAGUGCCUGCUAUUAGCAAGAAGCUGCUGCCUACCCACAGUCACGUGUGUCCCAUAUGCUGAGGGAGAAGGCCAGAGCUGUAAACUGAGUCAUGACACCAGCCAGAAGGUGACUUCUGGGUCUCAUCGAGAGAAGAUGAAGGAAGACUCUGCUUCCAGCUCCCACGUGCCCGUCAGUGACAGCAAGUCCAUCCUGAAGUCCGAGCUCUUGAGCCUGCUGAAGACCUAUAACUGCUACCAUGAGGGCAGGAGCUUCCAGCUGAGACACCGAGAGGAGGAAGGGGUUCUGAUCAUCGAGGGGCUCCUCAACAUUGCCUGGGGGCUCCGCCGGCCCAUCCGCCUCCAGAUGCAGGAUGACCGGGAACCCAUGCACCUCCCUGCUUCCUUGUGGCUGCCUGCACGGCCCAGCUGCCCCUUGAAGGAGUCCUCUGCUCAGGACUGCAGAGUCACUGCCCAGGAGACAAAUGCCCAGGCCUCAAGCCAGGCUGCAGUCUCCAGGGACAGCUCAGGGACCCCAGAGGAAGACGAGGAGGUCCCCCAGCUGAUGCGGACCAAGAGUGAUGCUAGUGGCAUGAUCCAGAGGCGACCCAAGCGCCACACGCCCGGCGAGGCCCAGCGGAUCCGGCGGCACCGGUUCUCCAUCAAUGGGCACUUCUACAAUCACAAGACCUCCGUGUUCACCCCUGCCUAUGGGUCUGUCACCAACGUGAGGGUCAACAGCACCAUGACCACGCAGCAGGUGCUUACCUUGCUGCUCAACAAGUUCAGGGUGGAAGAUGGCCCUGGGGAGUUUGCACUCUAUGUGGUCCACGAGUCUGGGGAGCGGACAAAGCUGAAGGAUUGUGAGUACCCGCUGAUUUCCAGGAUCCUGCAUGGGCCCUGCGAGAAGAUUGUCAAGAUCUUCCUGAUGGAGGCAGACCUGGGCGAGGAGGUUCCCCAUGACGUUGCUCAGUAUAUUAAGUUUGAAAUGCCUGUGCUGGACAGUUUUGUUGAAAAAUUAAAAGAAGAGGAAGAGAGAGAAAUCAUCAAACUGACCAUGAAGUUCCAAGCCCUGCGUCUCACAAUGCUAGAGCGUCUGGCACAGCUGGUGGAGGCCAAGUAGCCACUGGUGCCGCUCCAUCUACUGCCCCAGCCACAAGUGCCACAGAACCCAAUGGCUAGGCUGACUGGUCACUCUGAUCACACUAUUGCCUGUGGAAUCCAGAGCCCAUGCUUCUUAUAUGUCAAAGCCUAAGUGCAGAGGGCCCCGCUCCCCUGGGAGCACACAAGGGACAGAUUCAGUCCCUGGGAGCCAGGGGCACUUCAGCCAGGGGCUGCACGGGAAGUGGCCUAGGGAGUGAGCACUCCUAAAGCCGUGGCACCAGCCUCAUUCUCUGGCUGAGCAAUGUGGCCAGUCCUACGCAUGUCACACCCCCUGCUAAGGAGGGCAGCACCCAACACAGACCACCAGCCAUGCCUUCAUCACCCAGGAGCCAUGAGAGCCUUGUCUAUCCCUGUGUCCUGCUGCCACUCAGGGCCCUGCUGUGGAAAGCCAUGUUCCACCCCUCUUUUCCCCAUGGCGACCUUGGCCCUCAAAGCCACAGCCCUGCACCGCAGCACAGAGGUUGGGUCACCAGCAAGAUCACACUGCUCCCAUCUCUCUGCAGAGUCAGUCUUUGUGCACAGUGAGACCCAAAGACACUUACAACUGGAGCAAGUAUCAACUUGAGCCCAUGGGGAGGAGGCCCCACGGCUCUGGGGGAACAUGGGAAUGGUGGCAGCUGAGCUCUGGAACGCAGGGCUCACCCCAUCUCGAAGCCCCAGGGAUGUCUGUGUACCUCUGCUACAGUGGUGGGAGUGACUCAGUACUUUCCAUCAGAGUGUGGUAAUGAGGAGAAAGACCCAUCUGGGGAGACAGGGUUUUGAAUUCCUAGGGGCCAGACAAUGAACAAUGUGUUUGCUGAUUGGUGGAGAAUUUGUGGACUGAAUGAAGAAGGCUUUGCAAAACUCUAUAGCAGUUGAUAACAGCUGUGCGGAUGUUUGUCUAAAACUGCAAAUUGAAGCCCCUGCUUUUCCUUUACUGAGGUCUGAGGGUGAUGGAUUCCCAGAGAAACUACAAAGGCUUGUGGAGAUGGAAGAGAUUCUGUAUCAGUGCUGCAGCAGCUCCACACAGGCUCAGGAUAGGGCAGAAUCAGGGAGCACUUCACGGUGUGGAGACUCUGGGUGUGUUGUGGGCACCAGGGCUCCCUGGACCAGCUCUGUGGUCAAGGAGUGCAGUGUGCUUGCCUGUCCUCUCCAACAGAGUGACUUCAUAGGGCUCAAUAAAAUUGUGCUGAGCUGAGCUGUGGACACGAGGGCCAGGCUGUCUUUGUCUUUGCCUCUCAGUGUGUCCACUGUGGCCCCAGCUCUUGGAAGUUUUUAUAUCACAGUGUAUGCAGCCACCACUUGACACUGACAGACUCCUUGCUUCCAUGCCCAGUUGAGACCAUUGUGGCCUGAGACAUAGAGGAGGACAUACUGCAGGGGCCUGCUGGUGGCUGAGCAGCAGGGCUACCCUGAACUGCAGGCUCUGAGCACCCAAAGGGGCUCAGGCCAUCCAGGGAGGAGCAUAGGAGAGGAUGGGAUCACACCAGGCAGCAGCCCUGGGUAAGUUGACUCUGCACCUGUGUCUCAGGCAUGGACCACUCCUGUCCUGUGUUGAGUGGUAAUGGAUAGAUGCCCAAGGGACAGAGAUGGAGCCCCAGGCGGCCUGUCUCAGAACUAUCAUCAGGAGCAGCUGGCCAGACAGCAGAGAGAAGCCAGGAGGCUGUGGACCAAGGCUGAGGCUGCAUGGCACUGGCUGGGGUGCAGUCUUCAGUGUGGCAGGCCAAGCCCCUGCCUGCCCAGGCACCAUGACCCGGGGCUCUGGAUGCCAUCUGAGCAGGAAACCCCCUGUUACCACCAGCCUGGUCAGUUGUAUAUAUUUUUGCAAUUGUUAAAGUAUGAUUUAAAGGCUUUUCAGAUGAGUGUCACUUUGGAAAUAGAUACGAAUAUCAUGGCUCGGAAAAGUCUCUUCAAGUUGCACAGAAAAGGGGAUCAUUUUUGCUGCAGUGUUUGGAGGAGUUUGCAAGGCUUUUGACUAGAGGUUCUCAGGAAAGCUGCUGGUCUGUCAGAGCUGCGGCUGCAGCUGGUUGGGGGUACCACUUUGUCUAAUUUGGUUCACACUGUGGCUCCAUAUACUCCUCAUGCUUCGUAUAGUCCAGGUAUCCAAGGUAAAGCUAAGAUCUCUGUCAGAAAGUGCUGUCUUUUAGGUUGCACUGUCCUCCCAGCCAGCCUAGGGAACCUGCUGCCAGGAUGAUAAACAUCACUGGAUAAGAUCAACAUGAUUGCAAAAGGACUGAACUUGGGAAAAACAAGGUUGUUUGUUCAGAACAAAUGACCAGAGGAAUCAAAAGCAGCUUGUUUUUUUGCUGCAAUAACACUUUGCUGCUUGUUUGGAGUGUCUACCAGAAAAUAGGUUAAAGAUCUUUCACCAUCAAAACAAAGCCAUGUACCAGGGACACAUCCGGGCCUUGAGCUCCCAGGAACAAAGCCAAGGCUGACCCAGCCCAACCAGGUGACUGGUGGAGGGACUAACGAUGCCAGACAUGGUCAUGCAUGGUAGCUCGGGUGCCCACAGCUGCAAAGGGACCUCCUGGUCAGGUGCAGAGGUGAGCAGCAGCCCUCUGCCCUCAGGCCCUUCGCAGUGACCAUACAGGAAGCCAGGUCAAAGCCAAGCAGCUCCAAGUACAACAACAGCCAGCUGCAUGCGCUAUAUUUAGGCCACGAGCCGUGGUUGGGUGGGAGCCAGCUACCAACGUGCCCAGCGGUCACAGCAUGCAGCAGGCAUGGGCUGUCCUCCUGGGGCAGGCACAGGGUUGUUUUCUGCAGGAGUGAGAAUUCCCAGGGUUCCUUGCACUGAGAGCCCAGAAGAAGCAAAGCAAAGUCUCAGGCAUAGUAGGUAGAACCUUGCUCAGGGCCCCUGAGCUGAGGGGUCCACUUCGGGGAGAGUGACCAUGCUAGUCAGUGCCUCAGGCCACAGGGCCAGUUUUGUUUUCCCCUGGGUUGCUGGUCAGCACUGCCAACACAGACCCAGGGCAGCGGCCCUCCCCCCGAAACAUGCUGGUGAGAUAGCAAAUGUGUACAGAAACACAUGCACAGGGACAGGUGCAGGACCAUGGGAGAAGGAAGUGUCUUGCCAGGAGGUCACUCAGCCAGUAGGUGCUUUUCCUAGCAUGAACCCAUCUAAUAACACUGCACUAGGGGCACUGUGGCCCCAACUUCCCAGAGACGCCUUGACCACAGAGGGGUCCUUGCUCUGUCAGCUUCUCCUAGCCCCAGAAGAUACAAUUAGGACCCCAAACUGUGACCUCCACUCUUUCCAUUCUCUUUCCUAAGUUUCAGAUGUGACCAUUCUUGAUUGUUUAAUUUGCUCUAAAGUAACCUGGAAUUCCCAACUUUCUGGCUUCCAAGUCUGCCUCUAUUUAUAAAAAUGUGUAACUUUUAGUGGUGUUUCAGAAAAACCACGUCCUGGUGGAUGAGAACCAGCUGCCAGAGGGAAGAGGUGAACUGAGAUCAGACAAAGACAACUCUAGGAUAGCAAUUUACUGGGGCCUUGUGGACAAAAGUUUGGCUUGGGUGACAGCAAAAGGCAGGAAUGUGGGGCCAGAGAACGUGGCCAGGGAAGGGCGGCCACACCUGAGAGUGCUUGAUGAUGCCAGUGAGAGUGGGACUCAGUAAGCUCUCUGUCAAGGUGAACUAUUAUAGCAGUGAUAAAUAACUUGGGGACAUAAACCCUACCCGUUUAUUCUCCAUUUCCCUUUUCCUCUCCCUCCCCAGCCUCUUCUGACCCUGAUCUCUCUCCCUGUCCUUACCUCCAUCCUUGCCCACCAUUCACUCCCCUUUACUUCCUCCUGAUUUUUAUGCCUCUCUCUUUUAAAAUCCUCACCCAGUUUCUAAUCUGUACACCUCUGGGGCUGGCCCAGUUGUCUUCAGGCCUGAGAAAAAGAGGCAGUGUGGGAUAUCGAAAGGGUUAGGUCCCAUCUUACUAUGAUGUGUGUUAGAAAAAAUUGCUUAUUAUUUUCAUGUACACAAAGCAAACAGUCCUAGAAGAUCAUUUUUGGCCUUCAAAUUUGGAGAAAUCAUCGCUGGCAUCUCUGGCUACCUUCAGCCCCUCCAACCACCAGCACCAAUAGCUUGUAGUAAUUUAACAAUAAAAACCAAAUGGCUUCAA